UCCAUGUCUCGGUGCCGCACGCGCGGCCUAGCUACCUACUUGAUCUCCAUAUAUCGCGAGCCUAGCUAGCUAGCUCUCGCCAUUGCCGCACGCACGCGCAGAGCGACGAGGCGACACGUACGGUGCGUGCGUGAACAGCCGAGGAGGGAAGAGAAGAUCGACGAGGCCAUGGCGAGCGUGGGCGCGUUGCUGAUGGCCGCGGUGCUGCCUCCGGUGGCCGCGCUGCUGAUCGCGGUGGCCGUACGGGCGGCGGCGCGCGGGGUGGGCGCGCUGGCGCGCGCGCACUACGCGUGGCCGGCGGAGUCGCCGUCCGUGCAGGCGCGGAAGUGCGGCAGGAGGGCGGCGCCGGAGCAGCCCGACCACGAGCUGCGCGUGUCGCGGCACCGCGGGGGCGCGGCGGUGGAGUGCGCGGUCUGCCUGAGCGGCGUGGGGGAGGGCGACGAGGUGCGGGAGCUGCGGUGCCGGCACGUGUUCCACCGCGCCUGCCUCGACCGGUGGCUCGCGACGCCGCCGGCCACGUGCCCGCUCUGUCGCUCCCGCCUGCUGACGGCGCCGCCGGUAGAGGAGGAGGAGGAGGAGGAGCUGGACCUGGACUCCGACCUGCUGCUGCUCAUGGCGUACGUGCACGGCGGCCGCGGCGGCGGCAGAUGGUUCUGGUCGCCGUGAUCGCCCACCCGUGACCCAUGCCAUGCCCGAGCACCUCAGCACCUGUACGGCGUACGGACGCGUGUGCGUGCGUGGUGCACCGGCACGCACGCAUGCACGUACGUACGGUGGCCUGCGCGCACGUUCCCGGCGGUUUUUGUAUAUUGUUUUCUCUGAGCUAGAUCGUCCGUUCAUUCCUCUUCUCCUUUCUUUCUUUCUUUUCUAGAAGAUGUGGUUGGUGUACGCACGAGAGAGCGGUGGGAGGUAUGGAGCUUAGCUGGUUUUCUCGCA
This is a messenger RNA of Triticum dicoccoides, 936 nucleotides long. RefSeq names its product E3 ubiquitin-protein ligase RNF181 homolog. Lineage: Eukaryota; Viridiplantae; Streptophyta; Magnoliopsida; Poales; Poaceae. Gene Ontology annotation, biological process: protein ubiquitination. Bases 169 to 666 code for a protein of 165 amino acids. The transcript has a single exon. Gene Ontology annotation, molecular function: ubiquitin protein ligase activity; zinc ion binding. The record is from RefSeq and is a predicted model, not a curated record.